This is a messenger RNA of Alosa sapidissima (American shad), 3083 nucleotides long. It is a transcript of the gene rrn3, whose product is annotated as RRN3 homolog, RNA polymerase I transcription factor. The transcript has 18 exons. Gene Ontology annotation, cellular component: nucleus. NCBI's taxonomy places the organism in Eukaryota, Metazoa, Chordata, Actinopteri, Clupeiformes, Clupeidae. The record is from RefSeq and is a predicted model, not a curated record. Gene Ontology annotation, molecular function: RNA polymerase I general transcription initiation factor activity; RNA polymerase I core binding. Gene Ontology annotation, biological process: transcription initiation at RNA polymerase I promoter. Bases 154 to 1995 code for a protein of 613 amino acids.
GUGACUGACGUGUUUCCUGUUGUGAAAACCUGAGCAUGUUGGCACAUGUGUUAUGCCCGAAAUUGUUUAGUUUUUCGUUACAUUAAAAUGGUUUUUGUUACGACUCAUACCCGUCUUUAAAGUUAAACUGAGCUGAGGAUUCGAGUCAAAACCAUGGAAGUGGACGGUCGGGAAUUCCUCAACACUCCUCCAAUGAAAACAGUGCGCUUCGGCGAUUAUGUUGCCAACACGUUGGCUAAAUUUAAAAAGGGUGACAAAGGAGAUUACGAACUACUCAAGCAUCAAUUGACAGACCCUGACAUAAAAGACGCUCAGAUAAUAAAUUGGCUACAAGAAUUCAGGGCGUGUGUCACUCAGUUAAACAAAGACCACGAGCAACUUAUCUACGUUGUCUUGCGACUUCCUUGGCUGGGACGGAGUCAAGCUGUUGUGGAUGAAUAUCUGUCUUUCCUGAGCAACCUUGUAUCUGCCCAAACUGUGUACCUCAGGACUUGUCUCAAAAUAGUCGUCUCCAAUUUUACGCCUGCAAGGGUGCGAAUCCGGGAGGGCGAUGUGGAUAUUUCUGAUUCAGAUGAUGAUGAUGAAAACCUCCCUAGGAACUUUGAGCACUGUCAUCAAGCCUUGCAAAUUAUUUCAAGAUAUGUUCCAUCAACAAGUAGAUUCUUGAUGCCAAUUCUCACUGAUCACUUCCCUUUUGUUCAGAAGUCUUCAAGAACUCUUGAGUGUUACGUUCAUAACCUACUAAGAAUCACAGUGUACAUCCCAACUCUGCGACGAGAUAUGCUGGAACUCCUCAUCAGUAAAAUGCUGACACUGGAUGUGAGUGCGUCCCGUGUUGAAAUUGAGGACAUGGAAGAGAACGCUGUACAGAAGAGCGACGAAGCAUCGCAGGACGAGUGCCUGUUUGAUAUGGAUGAGGACACAGAUUCGGGUCUGGCCCCCACCCCUCCAGACUGCACAGCGAUGGCCCACCCUGUGGCAGAGCGCCUGGACACACUGAUGGGGGUCCUGCUGGCCUUCAUUAAGGACGUGUGCCACCAGAAUGCUGUGCUGGAGCUGGAGAGAACCAAAGCGCUGUACCGGGACCUGCUGGCUGUGUUUGACAAGCUGAUUCUGCCCACGCACGCCUCCUGCCACGUGCAGUACUGCGUCUUCUACCUCUGCAGCUUCCGCCUGGGGCUGGCUGAAGCAUUUCUAGACCACCUAUGGAAACAGCUGCAGAGCCCAUCCCAGCCGUCUGUGUUGAGACAGGCAGCCGCCGGCUACAUGGGCAGCUUCCUGGCACGUGCCAAAUUCCUGCCCGUACCCACGGUGAGAGCGUGUCUGGACCUGCUGGUGCCAUGGCUACAUCUCUACAUCGACAGCCAGGACGCAAGCUCGCGCUCCUUCUGUGAUGUGACGCUCCACGGGCCCUUCUACGCCGCCUGCCAGGCCAUCUUCUACACGCUGGUGUUCAGGCACAGGGCGCUCGUGGAGGGCAACAUGAAGAAAGGGCUGGCGUAUCUACAGAGCCUGAAUCUGGAACGUAUCGUCAUGUGCCAGUUAAACCCGCUCAAGGUCUGCCUGCCUGCCAUCACCAACAUGUUCGCUGCCAUUACCAGGAAGUACCAGCUCGUCUUUUGUUACACCAUCAUCGAGCGUAACAACCGCAGCACACUGCCUGUCAUCCGGAGCUCAGUGGGGGGAAACUCAGUGUCGGCCAACACCAACCCUCUGGACAGCUUCUUCCCCUUUGACCCCUACCUGCUCAAGAGGUCAGGGAAGCUGAUUGAGCCUCUAUAUCAGGUGUGGGAAGAGCCCUCCGACUGCAUGGUGGAUGCCCCAAAGAAGGAUAUCAGAAAAGCCUCGGUGGAGGAGGAGGAUGACUUCCUGCAAGGCGAGACCCCGCAGAUGGACACGGUCAUGGGCAUGACCCCCGGCUCCUUCGAGGCGCACCUCCGCAGCCCCAGCAGCGUGGGCUCCCCCCCGCUCGCCUUCCUGCAACGGCCCUUCUGAACCAUCAGCAGGUGGCGUGAUGUGGUCAGCCACCUCUAACACCUGACCCCCUGCACAGCGCUCUUAGACGAGGGCCGCAGCAGUGAAGUUCACUCUCAGCCUAAAGCUUGGAUCUUUGUAUCACGAAAGCUCAAGUGCACGCACGCAUGCAUGAAUGAAUGAAUGAAUGAAUGAAUGAAUGCGUGUGUGUGUGUGUGCUUAUGAAUUUGUGUGUGUGUGUGUUCGACACUAAACCCCUGUGGACGGGUUUUGAAUGGAAAGGUUUGAUGAAAUGGGUCUUUUAUGGACAUAUCUCUGAAGUCCAGUGGCCUGUCUCUGCUUGGACAUGGUGGCGAUAGAGAUGUCUGUGUUUCUCUUCUGUCUGACCAAGGGAUAGUUUUACUUCGGACCGUCAUGAUAUUAUGAUGCUACAUGAAUGGGGAAAUACAGAACUUUACUUUUCAGGACCACAUGCCGAGAGUAUUCCACAGAUCUGGCCUUCAGGAGGAAGGCCUGAAGCUGACCUCUGGCUCCAUUUGGGUCUGUAGCGGUCCUCUGCAUCUGUGGUCACUACGAUCACCUCAAGGACUUACAGGUGUAUCUCAUGCGGCAUGGCAAUGGUGGGGAUCCAAUCAUAAGGGGAAAGAUUGUGUGCAGUGCUGUUCUUGGAAAUCUCAGCAUCACUGAUGUGGAGACAGGAAUCCCUUAAAUAUGAAUAAGGGAUCAUUUUAUGAGUAGGCGUCAGGAAUCUCUUAAAUAUGGAUACGGGAUCAUUCAUAAGUAGGAGGCAAGGCUGGUCCGUGAUCAGCACUGUUACGCUUCACUUCUCAGAUGUGUAGACAUUUAGAGAUGUAAAUAAUGUUCUGUUGAACCUGAUACAGGUAUGAAUCUGGAUUGUUAUGUAGCCGAAGUCACAUAAUGGGUAAUGCAUUGUUUAUAAAUUGUUAUAAAUUCUUUAUAGUUUGCUGUUAAGUUUAACAGGAUAGUUUAUGGAACUUCAUUCAUUCUGUAGUCCUUGCAUCGUUUACACUGUUGUUAACAUGACAAUUAAAGGGACUUAAUUGUUUUAAUUAUCUUCAUAAUCAAAACAAUAUGAAAUUAAUGAUUGA